AAUACAAGCUCGUGCUGCAAAUUCGAAAAAAUAAAUGAAUGUACUUAUUGUAAAAUAUCCAAACAAAAAUUAAUCGGAAUUUCUGAAAAUUUAAUAUUUAACACCGCUUGGUGUUGAAGAGCUCGUUUAACAUGGCUUCAAUAACAUUUGUGAAAAGUUUGGUUAGUCCAGCUGUGAAAUUAGUUCUGAAGCAAAGCCAGUGUGCAAAUGUACGAAACACAACAGUCCUGUCAGGAUUGACUCCAUUAAGUAUAAUACUCAAGAGACAUUAUGCAGAAAAACAAAUCUUUGAACGUACAAAGCCCCAUUGCAAUGUUGGCACAAUCGGACAUGUUGAUCACGGGAAGACUACACUAACAGCAGCAAUAACUAAGGUAUUAUCUGAUCUCAAUCUGGCACAGAAAAAAGGUUAUGCAGAUAUUGACAAUGCCCCUGAGGAGAAGGCUCGAGGUAUCACUAUUAAUGUGGCUCAUGUCGAAUACCAAACCGAACAGAGGCAUUAUGGACACACUGACUGCCCAGGUCAUGCUGACUACAUUAAGAACAUGAUUACAGGCACAGCACAAAUGGAUGGUGCUAUAUUAGUAGUAGCUGCAACUGAUGGUGUAAUGCCACAAACACGCGAACAUUUACUACUUGCCAAACAGAUUGGUAUUCAACAUGUGGUGGUGUUCAUAAACAAAGUGGAUGCCGCUGAUGAGGAAAUGGUAGAACUGGUUGAGAUGGAGAUCAGAGAGUUGAUGACUGAGAUGGGAUAUGAUGGUGACAAGAUACCUGUUAUUAAAGGUUCUGCUCUCUGUGCUCUUGAAGGCAAAAGUCCUGAAAUAGGGGCUGAUGCUAUCACUAAACUUCUUAAAGAAGUGGACACAUUCAUUCCAACACCUAUCCGAGAGCUCGAAAAACCUUUCCUGAUGCCAGUUGAGUCUGUUCACUCAAUUCCUGGACGAGGAACUGUCAUUACAGGCCGUUUAUACAGAGGUGUCUUGAAGAAGGGUACUGAUUGUGAAAUUGUUGGUCAUGGUAAAACAAUGAAAACAACCGUAACCGGAGUUGAAAUGUUCCACAAAACCUUGGAGGAAGCACAAGCCGGAGAUCAACUUGGAGCUCUUGUGCGUUCCAUCAAAAGGGAACAAAUCAAACGCGGUAUGGUCAUGGCGAAGCCCGGUACUGCUAAAGCCCAUGACAACUUGGAAGCCGCUGUAUACAUACUUAGCAAGGAGGAAGGCGGUAGAUCGAAACCGUUCACAUCAUACAUUCAGUUACAAAUGUUUUCAAUGACCUGGGACUGCGCCAGUCAAGUUACCAUUCCUGAAAAGGAAAUGGUAAUGCCCGGCGAGGACGCUACGUUAAAACUGAAACUCUUAAAACCAAUGGUGUGCGAAACAGGCCAAAGAUUCACACUCCGCCUUGGAGACAUUACUUUAGGUACUGGAGUCAUUACUAAAAUAAACAAUAAUCUAUCUGAGGAAGAAAGAAGCAAACUAAUGGAAGGCAAGAAGGCGCGAGAAAAGGCAGCCGCAAAGAAGUAAUCGAUUUAAGGUUCAUAAUUAUUAUUAGCAGUAGGUCAUUUAUUGUAUGCAUUUCAGAAAAAUGUAAAAUCUUCAAAAUAAAAGCAGGAACUUA
Molecule: messenger RNA, 1623 nt
Organism: Bombyx mori (domestic silkworm)
Lineage: Eukaryota; Metazoa; Arthropoda; Insecta; Lepidoptera; Bombycidae
Gene: mEFTu1
Product: elongation factor Tu
Biological process (GO): mitochondrial translational elongation
Cellular component (GO): mitochondrion
Molecular function (GO): translation elongation factor activity; GTP binding; GTPase activity
Source: RefSeq, marked provisional